Messenger RNA from Morchella importuna, 1431 nucleotides. RefSeq lists its product as uncharacterized. The transcript has 4 exons. The coding region runs from base 1 to 1431 and encodes 476 amino acids. The record is from RefSeq and is a predicted model, not a curated record. NCBI's taxonomy places the organism in Eukaryota, Fungi, Ascomycota, Pezizomycetes, Pezizales, Morchellaceae. Gene Ontology annotation, biological process: lactate catabolic process. Gene Ontology annotation, cellular component: mitochondrion. Gene Ontology annotation, molecular function: D-lactate dehydrogenase (NAD+) activity; D-lactate dehydrogenase (cytochrome) activity; FAD binding.
AUGUCGGCACCCCGUCUACUGCAUCUCGCCCGCCGGGCUCCCGCGCCUGCGUCGCGCCUCGUGGGUAGGCGAUUCCAGUCAACGGGAGGAGACGACAAGUUCAAGAAGAGUUUCCACGGUCAAUUGUACGAGUCUACCGCGCGACGUGUUCAGGCAGAGCGGAUGCAGCAGUCUAGGAGGAUACCCGGCGGAGAUGAUGCAAAGGUUGCGAGCGGAGGGACAAUCAGUCGCAUAUUCACUCUGGCAUUUGUCGCCGGUGGAUUCUACUACCUGGGAACCCUCUCACAACCCGGUCUCCCCACAACCUCCACCUCUCCGCUCUCCUCCGUCACACCCCCGGCGCACAACCUCUCAAAAUCCAACCUCCAGUCCUCAUGGACAGAAUUUGUCCGCCUCCUUGGUGCCGACCAUGUCUCUACGCGUACCGACGAUCUAGCAACCCACUCGACCUCCUCCUGGUCAACGCACCAGAAUCCGCCCGACACCAUCCCGUUCCUCGUCGUCUAUCCCAGCACCACCGAAGAGGUCUCGGCCAUCGCAAAGAUCUGCCACGAGCGGCGCAUCCCCAUGACCGCCUUCUCCGGGGGCACGUCUCUAGAGGGCCACUUUGCGCCGACCAGGGGCGGCGUGUGUAUCGAUUUCUCGCGCAUGGACAAGAUCCUUAGCAUCCACAAGGAUGACCUUGACGUUGUUGUGCAGCCCGCCGUAGGCUGGGAAUACCUCAACGAGAUACUCGCUGCCGACGGCCUUUUCUUCCCGCCGGAUCCUGGCCCGGGCGCGCAGAUCGGCGGUAUGGUAGGCACCGGCUGUAGCGGCACUAACGCGGCGAAAUACGGGACGAUGAGGGAGUGGGUCCUAUCCCUUACUGUAGUGCUCGCCGACGGAACAGUGAUCAAAACGCGCCGGCGUCCCCGAAAGUCAAGUGCAGGAUACGACUUGACGAGGAUGUUCAUAGGCUCCGAAGGCACGCUUGGGCUGGUAACAGAGGCCACCUUGAAACUGGCCGUGACGCCGGCAUCAGAAAGCGUGGCUGUGUCGUCCUUCCCAAGCAUCAAGGCUGCAGCGGAAAUGGUCGCGGAGGUGAUUGGCAAGGGAAUUCCCAUUGCCGCAAUCGAGAUUCUGGACGAUGUAAUGAUGAAGUGCAUCAAUGAUUCCGGCACUAGUGCAAGGAACUGGAAGGAGGAGCCUACGCUCUUCUUCAAGUUUGCCGGCACCGCUGCAGGCGUUAAGGAGCAGAUCGCCCUCAUCAAGGCCAUUGGAAAGACCCAUGGGUCUAAGAGCUUCGAGUUCGCGCGAACCAAGGAGGAAGAGCAUGACCUCUGGUCGGCACGAAAGGAGGCAUUGUGGAGUAUGAUGGCACUCAAGCGUGCCGAUGAUGACCAUGUAUGGACGACCGACGUUGCGGUCCCAUGUCACGGCUCGCCGAGAUAA